Messenger RNA from Daphnia carinata, 1135 nucleotides. Its product is annotated as cytochrome P450 4V2-like. The transcript has 5 exons. The record is from RefSeq and is a predicted model, not a curated record. Lineage: Eukaryota; Metazoa; Arthropoda; Branchiopoda; Diplostraca; Daphniidae. Gene Ontology annotation, molecular function: monooxygenase activity; heme binding; oxidoreductase activity, acting on paired donors, with incorporation or reduction of molecular oxygen. The coding region runs from base 101 to 700 and encodes 199 amino acids.
UCCAGGAAAGAGGCCUGCGUUCUUAGACACUCUAUUAAAGGCUUCAGAAGAAAAUCCAGACUUCACUGACGUGCAAAUCAGGGACGAAGUUGGUAUCUUCAUGAUUGCGGGUCAUGAUACAGUAUCUAUUUCUUUCGCAAUGUUCCUUUACCUAAUGGCGAAGCAUCCCGAGCAUCAGCAAUUGGUAGUUGACGAGUUGGCUGAGGUGUUUGGCGAUUCGAAUCGCCCUUGCACGGUCAACGAUUUCGCACAGCUCAAAUACUUCGAGUGUUGCAUUAAAGAGACGAUGAGGUUGUACCCCGGUCUCCCUAUAACGGUUCAUUCGGUUGGCGCAGACAUCAAAGCAGGUGAUUACACAAUUCCCAAGGGCGCGACUGUGGCACUCGACAUGUAUGCAAUGCAUCACAAUCCUUUCUAUUUCCAUGAUCCUGAAUCUUUCAAGCCGGAACGCUUUUUUCCGGAUAAUAGUAUAGGACGUCAUCCGUAUGCCUUUAUUCCAUUCAGCGCUGGUCCUCGUAAUUGUAUUGGUCACAAGUACGCCAUGUACAAGAUGAAGGUCAUGAUGGCCAACUUACUUCGCCAGUUCCGUUUUUCCGUCUCCGAUCCGUCCGCACCGCUAGAAAUUCCGACCUUUGCCGUUACACUAAAGGCUAGGAACGGCGUUCGCCUGAUUGCUUCUAGGAGAUCUAACUUCCUUUAAGAAGAUGCAAACAUUUUCGCCUUCUAGAGUUGUAGUCUGUAAGCGAUUAUUUUUUUUAAGCUAACAAUCGCAAAAUCUAACGGUCAACUGUACCUGCUAUGGAAAUUCCUGCAGGCCACAGAGUUUCAUUUAAACAAUUGGCUUUUAUUCUGAAGUGUUUAAGUGCAUUUGUUUUUCUGGUAUCCCCAUGCUUAGGCAAACGCCCGCGUUCAAUGGAAAAUCGAUAUCGCCAAGGAUAGAACUCGUUUAUGUUUAGUUAUUAUUCUUACGUGGCCAAGAGCGUGUCCCUUAAUUCAUGUGGAAGGGAUAAGCACAGCGUGCACUCAACUAUCAAAACGUACAUGGCCUAAUGGAACCUAGUUUUGGUUCAAAUUUUUAUGUCGUCGUAACAAAUACAUUAACAAUAGCGAUUCACCUUAAAACAGUUCCAGACAA